Messenger RNA from Pocillopora meandrina, 3646 nucleotides. The record is from the annotation of a GenBank genome assembly. NCBI's taxonomy places the organism in Eukaryota, Metazoa, Cnidaria, Anthozoa, Scleractinia, Pocilloporidae.
AUGGAAGAACUUGGGCCUCAUGGGAACAGAUCUUACUUACUUUAUGGCGCCACUAUGUUCGUCAUUUUAACCCUUGGCCUCAUUGGGAACUUCCUCACCCUUAUUGUUCUUUUCCACCCGCAACAUCGGACCAAGAGCAUGACUCCGCUUAUGGUAAACCUAUGUGUUGCAGACCUACUGGUGUGUUUGUUUGGGUACACUGUGGCAGUGAACUACAACACGGCAGAUUUUGCAAACACUGGCAGUGCCCCUGCCCUUUGCUACUGGCUUGCCUUUAUCAACGCCGCCACAGGCCUGGCCUCCAUCGGUACCUUGGCUGUCAUGGCAAUCAUAACAUACUUGGGUAUCUCUAGAAAUGAGAUCGCUCAGCAGAACAGGAUGACAGGAAAGGCAGAGAUGCUGUUGCUUACUGGUAAGAGAUCCCUAUUUGUUGUAUGAUUGAGAAAAAAAAACCCAAAGAAAGCUACUUUCCAACAUAACACUGACAUUCUAUAGCUGAAAAAAGCGUUCCUCUUGAUUCAACUGCCAAAAUGUUUUCAUCACCGAGCAGUUACUUUGCUACCCGAAGGGGAUAAUUUCAGUUGUUUGGUUUUUAACUCUGCGCCUCAUAUUCAUAUUUCUCUCUGACAGACUUCACUCACAUUUAAAUCAUAAAUGCAAUAAACCACACUUUCUAUCGGUUAACCGCGUAAAACACUACGCAGGAUGUUGGGGAAACACGAGAAAAGUCUAUAAACCACGAGGCGACUUUUCGUAUUCUCCCAGCUUCCCGCGUGGUUUAUUAGCCCAUAAAUCGAUAGAAAGUGUGUUUUGUUGCUUAAAUUAUAACCACUUUAUCAUUAUCAAAUAAAUACAACGUCCGGGUCUUGGGGUGCAAAAAGCGUGCAUGUUGCAAACUGCCUUCUUGAUUUUUAUUGUCGAUAACAGAAGACCGUGUUGUCUCGGUCAAAAUGAUUAUGGUGACCUUUAAUAUCGGUGUUUCCUCAGUUCUGAUCGGAACGAACAGAAUAGUUAUAAUUUCUAGGCUUGCCUUAUCUACCACCAGGAAUCUGGUUGUACGCGAUUGUGUUGACGAUUCCUCCGGCUAUGGGCUGGAACAAAUUUAUUCCUAUUCCUUCACGAGUAAGCUGCCAUCCUGAUUGGUAUUCCCAGGACCUCAGCUCCAGGUCUUACAUCAUAUAUCUGGUAACGUUUGGCUUCUUUAUCCCUUUGGUGAUCAUACUUGGGAGCUACGGAGGGAUAUACAGGUAUUAGUGCGGAAUGAUAACAAAACGCGGGGGAGUUAAACUUGACUGCGUUUCCAGUUGAAUGGCAAUAUAAUUCAAACGCGACUUGAUCUUGAUGAUUGACCAUGCAUGCAAUCUCUUGAAAUCCUAUCCUCUUGAAAUUCCUUGAAAAUCGUCUCUUGAAAUCCUAUCCUCAACAAUGGUCAACAGGCGAAUCUUUCCAAACAAGACAUAGUCGCAAAGCAAAACUUUCCGAAUGAAGUACGAAGUGUCGAGAGUAAAAUAAGGAGACAAACGAUUCAACGAGCUUUACGUGACUCGGUCGUUCUAACCUAUCAGAGUGAUUUGCGCACGGAGCAGUUUAUGUGUGUCUUAGAACUUAAAGCUCUCACUAGUCAACCAGUUCGUUGGCACUUUAUAUGAGCAUAAGUGUUUUUGACUGAUAGCAAUUUAAGAUAAGAGGGAGUGAAUUAAACGAGUUUUCUUCUUUCUCAGAAAAGCACAGGAUUAUCUUCUUCUGCAAAAGUGUUACUGGCCGAUGUAGCUGCCAGUGUUUACAUAAGACAAUUGAAUUCCUAUUACUCCGCCAAAACCUUUAACUGUUCCCACGGUUUAGUUGCCCACCUCAUCACCGUUUCAUGGUACAUUUUUUGAGUUGAGUGGUUCACAGAAACUUGGAUUUUGUCUAGAGGAGCUUUCCUUUUUGUGAUAACCUCGUACCUUCCUUGCGUCUGAAUACACAUGUAGGUAGGUAUAUAUGUACAGAAGUAAUUUUUUUGACGACUAAGGUGCAUGUUGAGAGAAAGUAGAUGAACUGUCUGCCAUUUGAGUCUCAAAACAGCUAGGAAACAUCUGAUCGUACAACAAAAACAAACGAGAGUCUUCUCUGAUUGUACUAAGGCUAUUGACGGUGGAUCAACGUAGUUGAGAUAAUCUCUUGCAGAGCCAAUUAGAAAUAAAUUAAAUACCAUUUAUCUACAUAAUGAAAUCACGAGUUUUGGCUUCUGAUCAAAUUCUUUGCAUGACCUGUAAAUAAUUAACUGUGCAGAUUACUUCCGAUCUUGCGCAUGACCGCGUCCUCUCCGUCAUCGGUAUCCGUCGAUUUACUUUUUACUAAUACAAUACACAAUACACCUAAAACAGUAAUCCCGAAUUUUGAAUCACGCAAGCUUUCAAGACGAUUUCUUAAGAGGAAGGGGACGGAAAUAUUGUUUCAACAAAAAGGUAUCUGAAUUAAGGCGUAUCAUUCCAAUUGCAACUUUUUAGGGGUGAAUUUAAAUAUGACAAAAGUACUUUCAACCCUUUCCCUUUUUUUAUUGCCAACAUCUACUAGCGCGAAGAGCCUAUAGUGAGUACUGUAAGCUCUUUUGGUCUUGCGGAUAGGAUUCCAUGAGAUGCGUGACGUGAUCACAAGCAAUAAUAGUUAAUCAACAAGAUGGACUCGCGAGUAAAACUGUACUGUACAUUUACCUGGAAAACACAGUCAAAGAAACUUAACUCCUCUGCUCUCUCUGAGAUGAUAUGAAAGUUUUUUGGCUUCUUUAGAAGAGCUGGUAUGUCUGUGCCAAUGAAGAGAAAUGACUACCACGGAUACUUAUCAUUUUCAAACCAAGGAAAGCCAACAUACACACCUUCCCAGGAGAUGCUUUUUAACAAUUGUCCAAUUUUGAUUGACCAUGAAUUUGAUUGAAGUUCAUUUAGGAAAAAGCAAUUCGUCACUUAUUAUCCCCUUAGUGGGCCAGAAAUAUGAUUUAUUCCAUCUAAGAUAUUCGUAUAUACACGUGUGUUUGUUUUUGAAGACUUGUUAGUCGCAGUUUUUGGGAGGAAAUUUCAAAAGAGAGCGCCAGUUGCAUCGCUCUUUGUUCACAUUGAUGAUGAAAUGAUAAAGCUGUCGCAGUCAUUAUUUAAAGGAUUUCUCUAAAACAAAAUUAAAUUUUUUGUCUCAGUCCUUGAUUCCUUUACAGGAACCAAAGUAUCACCAAACGCAUGUAAACGUCAGGAUGUCAUAAAAAUGUAGUUAAUUGUGUCAAUAACAAAAUGCGAGAAAGUCAGGAAAAAAAAUGUAAAGCAAGAGCACUUAUUCUUCUUUCUGAUACUGAAUAAUAGUCAUUGGAUUGUUUGUCUUCAAUUAGGACAUCUCAAGCUGCUCACAUUUAAAGAUGUUGUCUUAAUUUUGAUUGGCUAAAGUUGGCUGAGUUUUAAUGGCUGAUCGAUGGUGGCUUAAAGAGCUUAAAAUUAUAUCAGCUAUUUUUUGCGAUUUGGCUCGUCGCAUUGAAAGUGCUUGCAAUCGGACAGUUUGGACUUGAAACAGCCAAUUAAGUUACAAAGAAGGGCUGUUUAGAAUCCUCAUAUUCGAGCAUUUUGCUAAUGACGCAAUUAGACGUGUAAUGUCGAUUAACCGAGUCUCCGUAAUUGGUAGG